Galeopterus variegatus (Sunda flying lemur) is the source of this 1626-nucleotide messenger RNA. It is a transcript of the gene PJVK, whose product is annotated as deafness, autosomal recessive 59. Bases 426 to 1607 code for a protein of 393 amino acids. The record is from RefSeq and is a predicted model, not a curated record. Gene Ontology annotation, biological process: programmed cell death. The transcript is spliced from 7 exons. Gene Ontology annotation, cellular component: cytoplasm. NCBI's taxonomy places the organism in Eukaryota, Metazoa, Chordata, Mammalia, Dermoptera, Cynocephalidae.
AGUGUUUUUAGGAGGCCGUUUCGGGAGGGGCGGCUUGUCCGGGGUGGGCCCAGGGUCGGUGAGGCCUGAGCUCAGUCAGCCUUUUGGGGUGGGAGGGAGGAUUGAGGGCUGGGUCACUUUAAGAAAAAGAUUUCAAAAUUCCGAAGCAAAAUUGAUAGGAAGCCUCCCCCGGCCUGGCCCCGAAUCUUGAGAACCGCGGCAUAUCCGGCUCCAGGGGCCUGCGGCGGGCUCUCCGGAUCCCCGAGCGCUGCCUUUAGGAGCACUGGGGGACUUCCGGAGACCCUCCUCCCCCGCGGCGGGCUCCUUUGUCUUCUAGAUUUUUCGUGGCGAGAUGAACGCUGGGCCAGCGGAUCGCAGGAAGGCACGUUAGGUGUAAACGAAGGCGUUCAGUGCACCGUUUCUGGAGACCCGUGUUGUCGAUUAUAAUGGCGUUUGCCUGGGAUGCGCCACCUUUGGUGGGGGUCAGACAGCGAAUUGUCCUGUCACCUCUCUGGCCACUUACAGAAAUACUUCCCUGUACGUACUCAGUGUUCUGGAAGAUUACUUUGCACAGUGCUAUUUGCACGAAGAACUUUGUCAAGCAAGUUGGAGAUGGAGGGAGAUUAGUUCCAGUUCCAAGCCUCAGUGAAGCUGACAAAUACCAACCUCUAAGUCUGGUCGUAAAAAAGAAGCGAUGCUUUCUGUUUCCUAGAUAUAAAUUUACCUCAACACCUUUUACACUGAAAGAUAUUCUCCUAGGAGACAGAGAAAUUUCAGCUGGUAUUUCAUCCUAUCAAUUACUGAAUUAUGAAGAUGAAUCAGAUGUUUCACUCUACGGAAGGCGAGGCAAUCAUAUUGUAAAUGAUGUUGGGAUUAACAUUACUGGAUCAGAUUCCAUUGCAGUAAAAGCAUCAUUUGGUGUAGUAACCAAACAUGAAGUGGAGGUAUCAACAUUACUCAAAGAAAUUUCUACACGAAAAAUUAACUUUGACCACAGCUUGGUACGUCAGUCAAGGAGCAGCAGAAAGGCAGUAUUGUGUGUGGUCAUGGAGAGCAUUCGAACCACACGACAGUGUUCACUGUCUGUGCACGCUGGAAUUCGUGGGGAAGCAAUGCGGUUUCAUUUUAUGGAUGAACAGAAUCCCAGGGGAAGGGACAAAGCUAUUGUUUUUCCAGCACACACAACCAUAGCUUUCAGUGUUUUUGAACUUUUCAUUUACCUGGAUGGUGCCUUUGACCUUUGUGUCACUUCAGUGUCAAAAGGAGGAUUUGAAAAGGAAGAAACGGCAACAUUUGCACUGUUCUACAGAUUGAGAAAUAUUCUAUUUGAAAGAAAUAGAAGAGUGAUGGAUGCCAUUUCUCGUUCCCAGCUUUACUUGGAUGAUCUUUUUUCUGACUACUAUGACAAACCCCUCAGCAUGACUGAUAUUUCACUCAAAGAAGGGACUCAUAUCCGAGUUAACUUACUUAAUCACAACAUUCCAAAAGGGCCUUGCAUACUCUGUGGAAUGGGGAACUUUAAAAGGGAAACGGUUUAUGGGUGCUUUCAGUGUUCUGUCGAUGGACAGAAGUAUGUGAGACUUCAUGCUGUUCCUUGUUUUGAUAUCUGGCACAAGAGAAUGAAAUAAAAGGAAAAAAAUGAACAUA